Messenger RNA from Helianthus annuus (common sunflower), 2071 nucleotides. RefSeq lists its product as uncharacterized. The record is from RefSeq and is a predicted model, not a curated record. The coding region runs from base 459 to 1985 and encodes 508 amino acids. NCBI's taxonomy places the organism in Eukaryota, Viridiplantae, Streptophyta, Magnoliopsida, Asterales, Asteraceae. Gene Ontology annotation, biological process: asymmetric cell division. The transcript is spliced from 2 exons.
UACAAAAGGAGAAACCCCAAAGGACCCACUGAAAGAAAUCCAGUCACCAAACUCCUUUUUGAGUUUUCGUCAUCCUUCAAUCAGAAAUCGUUAAAAAGUAAUUAGUUUAUAACAACUUUUUCUCUUUCAGAUCGUUAUCUUUCUAACAGAAGCUUCUUCAACCAUACAGUCUUCUUUCUGUUAGAAUCUUUUCAAUCAUCAGCAUUUAUGAAGAAGCUCUUGCCGCUUUCAUUCGCGUCUUCAUCAAGAAUUUAACCCAACAAAAACCCUUAUACGAGGUUAGAUAUUAUUAUUAUUAUUCCAUCAUUCACUAUCUCUUUUUUUAUUAUCAUAGUGGAUACAUAUAUUUCUUUACAACAAGACAGAAACCAGACUAUCUUAACAAAGUGACAAUUAGGGUUUGAAGAAUACUAUAUUGAUUGAUUUGUGGGUGUGAGCAUUGGUUAGUGGUUAGAAAAAUGGAUAAAUGGAUGGUGGCAAUUGCUGCUGGUGCUGGCUCUAUAGCCCAGCAUUUUAAAAAGUUUAAGCAGCCUGGUGAGCAUAUAACGUCGGUCCACGGUUCGUUUAAUGACAAACCUGAGUCCCCGAAGCAGCCGAAUGACAAGAAAUGGCCCUUUCGUAGGUUAAAACAAGAUGGUUCUGAAGUUACGGUUGAGGUUUCUCGAGGCGUUUAUGGUGCAAAAGCGGCUGCUGCUAGCGAGUUUGAUGAGGGAAAGUAUGAGGGUAGUGAUGGAAUUUUAGUGGAUGUGGAGAGGGGUGAUUUAGUAAAUGAAGCUUCGACUCCGAGAAGUAGAAUGUCUUUUAGGAGUAGGAAAGUAAACAGGCGAACGGUUAGACCUUUAAGCUCGUUAGAAAGUUGUGUUAUGGCUCAUGUUGAGAUGAAAGAAUAUCCAUCUAGUUCAUUUGCCUCACCUUCUAUGAUGACUGUGAGGCCGUUUUUUGUGACUGAUGGCAGUAACGUAAUUAACAGAGUGAGUGUGGACGCUAACGUUGUGCAAAACGGUUAUGUUGUAAAGAAGCAGCAAUCGUGUUCAGAAGAAAAAAACAGGUCUUUAGAUGCAACACUACUUGUGUGUCUUGGGAUGUCUUUCGGCAUUUUAUAUUCGUUCAUUGAAAAUAAACGUGAGGUAGAAAAGCUGAAUCGGUUGUUGAAACAGAAAGAGAAUUUGGUUCAAGAUCUUGAAGAGGAGAUUGAGAUGAAAGAUUCAUUAAUCAUGAGGGAGCUUACACUUGAUGAUCAUAAAUCACGAGUAUUGGACGGUGGUUCUUUUGAUGGUGAAUCGCCUCGUUCUGUUUCACAUGAGCAUGAUAACAAAGAUCACGUUAUUAUACAGGAAAAACACAAUUCUUUCAGUAAAAUUGAGGCCGAGCUCGAAGCCGAACUUGAGAUGCUUGAACUCAGUAUGACUUCUUCCAACUUAGAAAGAAAGAUUUCCAAUCUUGCUGAGCUUGAUCCUGACUUUGAGGCAGGUGUGGCCGAGGGUGAAUUAAGGGGUGAGAGGCUCGAUGACGCCAAUGAAGAAGAUGAAAGGGGAAGCACCACCACAACUCAUUCUGCUUAUUAUGCGGUUUCUCCACGAGAAUUGAGCUUACGGUUACAUGAGGUCCUUCAAUCCCAACUUGAAGAACGAAUCAGAGAACUAGAAGCACAAAUCAAAGUCCAAAAUCACAAAUGUUGGAAUGAUUAUUCAAGCAGUAAUGCAGGAGACGAAAACCAUGAAGAUGAGCCUGUUGUUUUGAAUCUAUCCGGUGAAGCAUUAGAAGCUUAUAACGAGGCUUGCAAUGAGUUUGCGAAGUUUGAUGAAUCAGAUGAAGACUUCGAUUAUGAUGGUGAUAAUGGAACACCGCAAAAUGGUGGAGAUGAGCAGGAUUUUGAUGAUGAUGAUGAUGAAAUGGAGAAGCUAUUGAUAAAGCAUAUAGUGGAGAAAGCAAGACAAGGGUCUCCUGCAGUUUUGAAUGCACAGAAAGCUUUUUUUUCUGAGUAAAGCUUGGAAGUUGAAAAAAGGUCAUGGUUUUGUUUGUAAACAAUAUUAUAUAGAUUAAUGAUAGUUUUGGCAUAAGUAACAGCUAA